AUACAAGUCAUAUAAUGAGAAAGAUGAUGACUUUUAGUAAUAUAGAGGGUAAAUUUCUCUUAAAUUAAUCGCCACAGUAACAGUGUUUUUCCUGGGAGAAGUGUUGCCCUCGUCGCCAUCUUUGGCUCUUCAACUCUCAGCUCCACCCAGAACAGAUAGGAUUCGAAUUUAAUGCACGAUACACCACCAAGUCUUGAGAUUAUAUACAUAUACAUAUGAUUCCUUCAAUUUUGGUUACACUUUCGUUGUUGUUACUUUGGAGCUCUGGAGCAUCUGUAUUCGUUUCGGCCGGAUCCCAUCGAGCCAUUCUCCGGACGAUCAGCGAUGACAGCCGUGGGGGGAAGCACGACUACGCCGUGGAAUUGAAUGCCACGAACUUCGAUACAGUUCUGAAAGAGACUCCAGCUACCUACGCUAUUGUUGAGUUCUUUGCUCACUGGUGCCCUGCAUGCAGAAAUUAAGCCACAUUACGAGAAGGUUGCCCGGCUAUUUAAUGGCGCAGAUGCUAUUCAUCCAGGAAUCAUAUUGAUGACAAGGGUAGACUGUGCAGUUGGGAUAAAUUCAAAUCUUUGUGAUAAUUUCUCUGUGGGGCAUUACCCGAUGCUUUUCUGGGGGCCUCCUACUAAGUUUGUUGGUGGAAGUUGGAAGCCUAAGCAGGAAAAAAGUGACAUAGUUCCAAUUGAUGAUGGGCGAACAUCGGGUCUAUUGUUAGAGUGGAUCAAUAAGAAACUGGGAAGUUCAUAUGGAUUGGACGAUGAAAAGUACCAGAAUGAACAGCUUCAGACAAAUAUCUCAGAUCCCGGGCAGAUAGCCAGAGCUGUAUAUGAUGUUGAGGAGGCAACAUCUACUGCUUUCGAUAUCAUCUUGAGGCACAAGAUGAUAAAUUCAGAUACAAGAGCAUCACUUGUAAAAUUCCUUCAACUUUUGGUUGCUCAUCACCCUUCUAGAAGAUGUCGAAGGGGUUGUGCAGAUAUACUUGUUAACUUUGAUGAUCUAUGUCCGUCUGAUGCUUUGUCAGCAAAUGAAGAAGUUCCCAGUUGUACUAAAAAAGGCAUUCUAGGGAAGUACCAGAUUUGCGGUAACGAAGCUCCGCGCGGGUAUUGGAUGUUUUGUCGUGGAAGUACAAAUGAAACCAGGGGGUUCAGUUGUGGGUUGUGGGUAUUGCUACACUCCCUCUCCGUAAGAGUUGACGAUGCAGAAAGCGAGAUGGCUUUCAAAACUACAUGUGAUUUCAUACACCACUUUUUCAUAUGUCAAGAGUGUAGGGAGCAUUUCUAUGAGAUGUGCUCAAGGGUUUCUACUCCGUUCAACAAAGCCCGUGAUUUUGCCCUUUGGUUGUGGGACACACACAACACUGUCAACAAGAGACUGAUGAAAGCAGAAGCCUCACUAAGAACAGGUGACCCUAAAUUCCCAAAAGCUGUUUGGCCACCCCAACAGCUUUGUCAAUCUUGUUAUCUUGGCCAAACCAAAAAGGAGGGCAACGAAAGCAAGUUGAUCAACUGGGAUCAAGACGAAGUCUUCAAGUUCUUGGUCACUUAUUAUGGGAAGACACUGGUUAGUCUUUACAGGGACAGGGAACUUCUUGGAGGUGACGAAAACCCCUCUCUUGAGGAACCGGUAUCUUCAACAAAUGCUAUUGUCGUUCCGGUGGGGGCCGCGUUUGCAAUUGCAGUUGCUAGCUGUGCGUUCGGGGCUCUUGCCUGGUUCUGGCGUUCACGACAAAAGAAUAGAAAGCCCAAGAGAAGCUGGAACUGAUCACCCGUGUCUGGUUGGAGUGGUUGGUAGAGUGUAGAUUACUAUUCAGAAAUGUGAGUGAGGCACAGGAUAGGAAACAGAUAGUUCAGAGGAUUGUAAGUUGUAACAAAAGCUUGGUUGAGAUUUGCAUCUCUUACUCCGUAAAACCCUUCUCUAUUUGAGUCAUUUUCCUCAAAAUUGUGUAUAGAUUUACAUGUGAUAAACGGAGUAUGUUAUUUUGGAUAAAAAUUGAUGUGUUAUUUCUCACACAUGCAAUGGUGAGCUUGAGCAUGUUUUAGGUAUGGGUAGGCGAAGAUUUCAACAUCGCAGUGGUAGUUGGGGAAUCAAACUUACACUACCUCCGUUGUAAUCUCUUAGUUCCAAAAAAAGUUUGUUUGAUCUAAUGACACAAGUUACAUGUAGGAAAGGAUCAAAAUUGCGUAUUGUGUACUUGUGUUUUUUAUUAUUGCAUAUCGCGUAAGCCUCACUAUGCAAUGGGGGCCUGAGGUGCAAUAUAGAGAGAAAUGUUCCCUGACUGGAAUCGUUGUUUGGCCACCUCUAUUUGAGGUACUUUUGUGUGGAAUUUUUUUAAUGAACUUCAUGAGCAUGUUUUUC
Molecule: messenger RNA, 2352 nt
Organism: Cuscuta epithymum
Lineage: Eukaryota; Viridiplantae; Streptophyta; Magnoliopsida; Solanales; Convolvulaceae
Source: the annotation of a GenBank genome assembly